AUCCGCUACGGAAAGAGCCGCGAGGAGUGGCGAGGGAGCGGCGGCGCGCGGCUGCUGUGGGAGGUACCCAAGAGGGACGUGUUGGGACAGCGCGGAGCAGCUACUAGGCGCUGGAACGCACGCACGCACGCACGCACGCACACACCACCACCACGAUGCUGGAUCACAUCCCUCCAGGAGCUCCUAUAGAAGAGAUUCAGAUAGAAAAUACAUAGAUAAUCGCAGCAGAUGGCGUUGAUGAAGCUCAUUGAUGGAGCUGUCAGCAGAUCAGGAGACGAGCGACUCGGAGAGGUGGGUUUCGCACCCUUCUAUGCGGAUGGGAUUCAGCAGCUCUGAGGGACACGGGGAGCUCCUUCCGGCACAUCGGGGACGAGCCCGAGAACGGAAAUUUGGAACCCGCGCGAGCGAGAGCUCGGCGCUCUUGCCGGGCUGGAGGGAACGACCGGCUCCUGUAGGCAUCGGGGUCAACGUCUUUUCACCGUCCUGAUACGUGAAGCCAGUGGAGAUUGAUAUAUACGCGCACGCGCGCGCAGCGGUGGGAACCACAGAGCACAAAUCUCGGCUCGAGGACUGUGGAAAUGAGCUCUGAAACGCCACACCUGGUGGUUCGCGCACUUCUACGCCGUGUCGGUGCUGUGGAACGGCGUCCUGCUGCUCCUCGUCCUCCGGCUCCUCGUCCUCGGCGUCCCGCUGCCUCCCUGGCUGGACGAGGCGCUGCGGCUGCUCGCCGGCGACGCGCACGCCCCCCCUCAAGCGGGGGCGCUGUCCGUCGCCCUGGUGCAGACGCUGCUGUGGGUCCACAGUGCGCGGCGGCUCUUCGAGUGCCUCUUCGUCAGCGUCUUCUCGGACACGUCCAUCAACGCGCCGCAGUACGCCUUCGGCCUCGCCUACUACGUGCUGCUGGGGCUCACCGUGCUCGGCCUGGGGCCUCUCGGCGGCGCGACAGGCGCCGCGGAGAAACGCGCGGACUGCCGCGUCCGCUGGUUCCACGGCCUCGGGCUCCUGCUCUUCCUGUGGGCUUCGCUCCACCAGCACCGCUGCGCUGUCCUGCUGGCGCGGCUGCGCACGAGACCCGGGGGGCGAGCAGGCGAGCGGACCGCUCUGGGACACGCGGUCCCCCGCGGCGACUGGUUCGAGCUCGUCUCCUGCCCGCACUACCUGGCCGAGCUGCUCGUCUACGUGGCCCUGAGCGCCUGCUGCGGCGGCGGCGCCCUCACCUGGUGGCUCGUGGUGCUCUACGUGCUGUGCAACCAGCUGCUGGCGGCGCGGCUCAGCCACGACUUCUACCUGAGCAGCUUCGAGGGCUACCCGAGGGAGCGGGCGGCGCUCGUGCCGUACCUGCUGUGAGCCUCCGCGGAGACGCCGGCCGCCUCGGCGGACGGACGCGACGCCACCCGAGCUCCGGAUCCGGACUGUGUGGCGUUACCAAAAGCCCCACAGCGCCACCCGGCGGUCCGGCCACUAGCGGAAAUGACGCCAGCGGGGGCAACCUGGGCUUCAUCCACGGCUUCGCGGCCUCCUUCUCGGUCAUCAUCGUGUCCGAACUCGGCGACAAGACCUUCUUCAUCGCCGCCAUCAUGGCCAUGCGCUACAACCGCCUCACGGUGCUGGCUGGUGCCAUACUGGCCCUCAGCCUCAUGACCUGCCUGUCAGUCCUGUUUGGCUACGCCACCACCAUCAUCCCACGAAUCUACACGUACUACGUGUCCACGGCGCUCUUCGCCAUCUUCGGCGUGCGCAUGCUGCGCGAGGGGCUCAAGAUGAGCGCAGACGAGGGCCAGGAGGAGCUCGAGGAGGUGCAGGCCGAGAUCAAGAAGAAGGACGAGGAGCUUCAGCGGGCGAAACUGGUCAACGGUGCUGCCGACGUGGAGGCCGCCUCGGGGAGCCUGCGGCCGCAGAGGGCGUGGCACAGCUUCAUCUCGCCCAUCUUCGUACAGGCGUUCACGCUCACCUUCCUGGCCGAGUGGGGCGACCGCUCGCAGCUCACCACCAUCGUGCUCGCCGCCAGAGAGGACCCGUUUGGUGUGGCAGUGGGCGGGACCCUGGGCCACUGGCUGUGCACGGGACUGGCUGUCGUCGGAGGCCGCAUGGUCGCCCAGAAGAUCUCGGUCCGAACGGUUACAAUAAUCGGAGGAGUCGUGUUCCUGGCUUUCGCCUUCUCAGCGCUCUUCAUCAAACCCGACACCGGCUUCUGACGUGCAACGCACCGGGAACCUCCUGUAAAUACGUCUGCUAGAGGCGGAACAAAUCUACUCCGCGUGCGUGUGUGUGUGUGAGACUGGGUGUAGGGGUGGGACAGGUUUCUCUCUCUCUCUCUUGGUCUCUCUCUUUACCCCCUUGUGUCUAUGUGUGUGUGAGGCCAGGGUACCUGGGCUCCUUGGCACUGGACAGUUCCCAUGUGCGUGCGGUUCAAAAACACAGGAUCGCGCGCGCACACGUUCUUGUUGCUCCAGGUUGGAGUGGCACCGUAUUUUCCCUGCAGACGGGUGCGUGGUCCCUGCUGCGCUCACGUGUCGGAGCUCGGCGCGGCGCGGCGCCAUACUGUGGCCCAACACAGAAGCUCCGUGCCCAAGUGGCCUCCGUGAGAAGACGACCAUCUGCUGGUCUGCUGGACGUUUCCUGCACGGACUGGGAGCUGCUUUCUGCAGUGUGUCUUACAGCUCGACGUGCACACUCUCCUGGGGGACUUUCAGAGCAAAGGGUAUUUAUUUAACGUUAGCACACACAUAGAAGUAUUUUUAUUAGAUGUAAUAUUUUCUUUUCUAGAUCAGGUACUGUACAUGUCAGGGUAGAACCCGGGGCUACAAGGGGCCAGCAGCACGACGCACGUUGGCCGCGACAUACAACCCGUCCGUUUUUACUGUUUGCUUUAAUGCCACGAUGAGCUGUCAACCCUGACUGGCGGAAAUAGCCAGUAAAUAAAUCCUGUUCCUCUUGGCGCGGGCA
This is a messenger RNA of Scleropages formosus (Asian bonytongue), 2946 nucleotides long. RefSeq names its product transmembrane protein 165 (gene tmem165). The transcript has 11 exons. The record is from RefSeq and is a predicted model, not a curated record. Gene Ontology annotation, biological process: manganese ion transmembrane transport; Golgi calcium ion homeostasis; Golgi calcium ion transport. Gene Ontology annotation, molecular function: manganese ion transmembrane transporter activity; calcium ion transmembrane transporter activity. Lineage: Eukaryota; Metazoa; Chordata; Actinopteri; Osteoglossiformes; Osteoglossidae. Gene Ontology annotation, cellular component: Golgi apparatus. Bases 579 to 2195 code for a protein of 538 amino acids.